Molecule: messenger RNA, 1707 nt
Organism: Pistacia vera
Lineage: Eukaryota; Viridiplantae; Streptophyta; Magnoliopsida; Sapindales; Anacardiaceae
Product: cytochrome P450 81C13-like
Exons: 2
Coding region: 38-1561 (507 amino acids)
Molecular function (GO): iron ion binding; oxidoreductase activity, acting on paired donors, with incorporation or reduction of molecular oxygen; heme binding
Source: RefSeq, a predicted model, not a curated record
AACAUAGAAAUUAAGCAAGAAAGAGUUAAACAUCACCAUGGUUAUUGAUCUUCUCUACCUUGUUCUGUUAGUGUCUGUUCUUCUCAUCUUCUUCAAACUCAUUGCAGAGAAGAAACGAUUUGAAGACAAAAAUCAUAUACCCAGCCCUCCUAGUCUUCCUAUAAUCGGCCAUUUUCACCUCCUAAAACAGCCCUUGGCCCCACCAUUGACCAAUCUCUCAACCAAGUAUGGUCCUAUUUUCUUUCUGCGUUUAGGUUCACGCCCAACACUUGUACUGACUGAACACUCAGUCAUUGAAGAAUGCUUCUCAAAGAAUGAUAUCAUCUUCUCCAACCGUCCACUCUUGCCCUCUAGAAAGAUUCAAACUUAUAAUUAUUCUACAAUUAUAGCUCCAUAUGGCAACCACUGGCGCAACCUUCGCCGUUUCUUUGCUCUUGAGAUAUUCUCAGCGAAGCGUCUGCAGAUGUCUGCAAACGUUCGCCAUGAAGAACUAAGAAUCAUGGUCAAACACUUGUUUAAAAGCUCACUCAAAGGGGCUAAGAAAGUGGAUGUGAAAGCGUUUCUUUACAUGUUGGAUUUUAAUAUGAUGAUGAGAAUGGUUGCAGGCAAUAGGUGCAUUGAAGAAGAGGAAAUUGACACAGAUGAAGCUAAAGGUAAAAUGGAUGAGCUUAUCCAGACGUUUAUACCUGACUUGAAAAUGGCUCUGGGCGAUUAUUUUCCAUUUCUGAGGUGGUUGACUUACUUUGGAGUGGAAAAGAAGCUGCUAAAUUUACAUAUAAAGAAGGAUGCUAUCACGCAGGCUCUUCUAGAUGCACAUCGAAAUUCUAAAAAAUCUACUGAUGUUGAGACUAGUGGAAGUACAAUUGUAGAUAUGAUGCUGAAACUGCAGGAAUCUGAACCUGAAUUCUACACCGAUGAUGUCAUCAAAGGAAUCAUGCAGUCAAUGCUAACAGCAGGAACACACACCACGGUGAUCACUAUGACAUUAGUUAUUUCACAUCUGCUAUCACAUCCAGAUGUGAUAGAAAAAGCAAGGGAAGAGAUCGAUAACCACGUUGGACAAUCCAGGCUAGUAAAUGAUGCUGAUCUUCCUAAGCUUGCAUACCUUCGAGGUAUUAUAAAUGAGACACUUAGAAUAACUACAAAAGCAGUUUUACCUCCUCGAGAGUCGUCAGAGGAAUGUAAAAUAGCAGGUUACGACAUCCCACAGGGCACACAGUUAUUUGUAAACGUAUCGGCGGUGCAUAGGGACCCAAAUUUGUGGACAGACCCAGAUGUGUUCAAUCCUGAACGAUUCCAAGAUAUUGCAGAAGAAAAGGAAGGGUGUAAAUUCUUGUCUUUUGGUGUAGGAAGGAGGAUAUGUCCUGGGGCUAGUUUAGCCAUGCGAGUGAUGGAAUUAUCACUAGGGACCUUCAUACAAUGCUUUGAAUGGGAAAAUGGUGAGGAUGAGGUUGACAGAGUUGGUGCUGUCAAAACCAAAGGGAACAUGCCAAUGGAUACGUCUGUUAAAAUAAUAUUUCGACCUCGGGAAGCACUUGUUAAAGUUCUUGAUCAACUUUGAACUGUGAGCAUGCGGCUUCUGAAACUUAUGCUAACUUGUGGUUUCUGUUUGAACUGUAAGGUGCAAAACUAGAUAUGUUUUUAUCUUUAUUGUCAUAAACCAAUGUUAAAUAAUUAAUUGUUAUUGAUUAUUAUAUGUAGUUGCUG